UUUACUUAAUACUUUGUGGUAAAGAAAGUUGAAGAUCAACAAUUACCUAUCUCAAUAGUUUGAAAACAGUUAAAUAAGUGUGAGAGUGCGUGAUAAAGAUAUCAAAAUGAAAUUAGCAAUACCCGAAAUAUCUUGGCACAAUAGAGAUCCCGUUCUCAGUGUAGACUUUCAGCCGAAAUCGGAACCCAACGAUCCGCUUCGUCUUGCCACUGGAGGCACCGAUUCCCACGUAUUAAUAUGGUACAUUUCAACCAAAGACUCGGGGUCUGUAAACUUGGAAAUAGCAGCAGAUCUCACAAAGCAUCAGAAGGCAGUAAAUGUGGUGCGGUGGUCACCCAACGGUCAAUACCUGGCAUCUGGUGAUGAUGAAUCAAUCAUAUUUGUGUGGAAACAGAAAAUAGAGGAACCAGCACCUCCCUCGGAUGGUGAGGAACAGUAUAAGGAGACUUGGGUUGUUCAUAAGAUUCUCAGAGGUCACAUGGAAGACAUCCUGGACCUCAGCUGGAAUAGCUCCUCCACUCAGCUGGCGUCAGGCUCGGUGGAUAACAAGCUGCUGGUGUGGGAUGUGGCGCGCGGCCGCCACACGGCCAUACUGACGGACCACAAAGGGUUCGUGCAAGGCGUGGCCUGGGACCCGCGGGGACAGCUAAUCGCCACCGCUAGCACCGAUAGGGUGUUCCGAACGUUCGACGUGGCCAGCAAGAAAGUUGUGUCGCGCAGCAGCAAGGCCGUGUUGCCGUUCCCGGCCGGUCACCCGCUCUGUUGCAGCAGCGUGCGGCUCUACCAUGAUGACACUCUGCAGACCUACUACCGGAGGCUGCACUUCAGCCCUGAUGGACUGCUCAUUGCUGUGCCGGGCGGCAGCGUGGAGCCGGAGCAGGCCAAGGUGGACAUGAAGCCCCUCAACGCGGUCUACAUCUACACCCGAUACUCCUUGAAAGUGCCAGCGUGCGUGCUGCCGUGCGGCGCGGCGGCGCUAGUGACGCGUUGGUCGCCGCGCCGGUACGCGCUGCGCAGCGGGCCGCAGGCUGCCUUCCCGGUGCCGCACCGCAUGGUGCUGGCCGUCGGCACCAAGCGCUCCCUGCUGCUGUACGACACGCAGCAACGCACGCCGCUCGCUGUCGUCACCAACAUGCACUACACGAGGCUCACAGACCUGACGUGGUCUCCGGACGGCCUGCUGCUGGUGGCGUCCAGUACGGAUGGAUUCUGCUCCGUGGUGUCCUUCGCCGCCGGAGAGCUUGGCGAGGUGUUACCUGAACAAGUCUCCGAGCCAUGCCCAGAACCAAUGGAAGGUACUGAAGAACCACAAAACGAAAAGGAAACCCCAGACGAAGCAAAAGAAGCCAAACCCAAAACAGAUACAAAACAGACGCACGACAUAUCUAAAAUAGACUCGUUCAUCAAAUUCAAGACCCCUGGGGGAAAAUCGCCUAAGAAACCAAAAAUCGACAAGAUACAGCAGAAAACGCCAGUGAAAUACGACGUUUUGGUCGAGACAGCCAUGCAGUCCUGGUCCGACAACUCCAGCAACGAUAUGAUAAAACCCAAGGAAACAGAACCUAUGGACGUUGACACACAAGACAUAGUGGUGAUCGAGGACAGUGAGGAUAUCAAACUGGUCUAUGAAGAAACACAAACCAAAACUGAUACACAAUCACCGAAAGAUGACGACGAGAAAUGUCCUCAAAAGUACGAGACAGUAUCAAAAGAUAAUAAAACUAAUCCUGAAUCAAAUGACAAAGAAAGUGAAAAGGAAAGCAAAUUCGAUGCAAAGGAAAGUGAAAAGAAACCCAACACAGACGAAAGUAAAGUAGACGAAUCGAAAGUCGUUGACAAAGAAUUAAAUAGAUCCCCUAAAAAAAGAAUGUCGCCCAAACAAUGUGAUACACCAAGUUCAAAGAAUGAGAGCAGUUUCCUGAAGCAAGCCAAAGUGACGGACGUGAAGGAGCCGGCCGCGGCGCAGGCGGCGCCGAGCCCGAAGGCGCCUCGGAGAGUCAGCUUUGUGACGCUGUCGAGCCCUAAAAAUGCUAAGAAAAAAUGUUAAAUAAUAAAAUGUGUGUGCAAAUGAAACCCAGCUUUAAUAUCUUUGACAUACGAUUGAAAUCGGUAUUCUAGACUUUGUUCAGAAAAGUCAAAUCCGCCGCGAGUGUUUUCGCCCAUAUUAUGUUGUAUUAGGGGAACUCCAUUCCCUUCUAGCACUCGCUCUGAAGUUCGCGCUGUUAGACCCAAAACCUUGAUUAUCAUAAAAAUAAGUCCCGAAAGUUUGUUGAAGUUGCGUUACUUUUGUAAAUUCCAUUACUAGUUAGCAUUCGACUGUAAUCUCGGACGUAAGUGAUGAUGCAGUAGAUGGAAGCGGGCUAACUUGGAAGCACACCGCACCGCAAGAGUCUGAACU
Maniola jurtina (meadow brown) is the source of this 2398-nucleotide messenger RNA. RefSeq names its product chromatin assembly factor 1 subunit B (gene Caf1-105). Gene Ontology annotation, cellular component: nucleus; CAF-1 complex. The record is from RefSeq and is a predicted model, not a curated record. Gene Ontology annotation, molecular function: protein binding. The coding region runs from base 107 to 2047 and encodes 646 amino acids. The transcript has 8 exons. NCBI's taxonomy places the organism in Eukaryota, Metazoa, Arthropoda, Insecta, Lepidoptera, Nymphalidae. Gene Ontology annotation, biological process: DNA replication-dependent chromatin assembly; nucleosome assembly.